Cladocopium goreaui is the source of this 1042-nucleotide messenger RNA. The record is from the annotation of a GenBank genome assembly. NCBI's taxonomy places the organism in Eukaryota, Dinophyceae, Suessiales, Symbiodiniaceae.
GUGAACUUACCAAGUUAUCAACUGGUUCAACCCUGAUCUGCGCCAUGGAGAGUGAAAUUCUGCUGGGUUGCGCUUUGACGAGCUCGGUAGGCUUCCUCCUCUUUGCACCACUGAAUCAGCACCGCAGAUGGCGUCAGGGCGCGGGGAAAGACGACCCCAGGGACUUCUUCCUGGACACGGCCUUGGUGAAGAUCGAGAACACCGAGUUGGGUCCGUUCCUGAUCUCCAUGACCCUUCAAGGGCUGCUGUACCCUUCGGCAAUUUUUUUGGCCUGGGGAAACUGGAGCGAAACGACGCCCUUUUUGGACACCAAAGGCAGCGUUUUCAAGGCAGGGGAUCCCUUUGGUGUUCGCGUGUUCCUCUAUGCUUUCUUUGGAUAUCUCAUGAACGAUCUGCCUCUCUGCUGGUCGAAUCCGCUCUUUCGCUUGCACCAUCUCGUUUGCUUGGUGGGGAUCAUGAUGACCCUGCUGACGCCUGAGUGCGGUGUACCCUUCACCACGGGCAUCUUUUGGAUGGAAAUCGGAAGUCUCCUGUACAACGCCUGGCUGAUCGAUGAGACGAUGCAAAACCUUCGCAGGCACUUCCCCUGGUGGCCCACCUCGCAAAAAGCCAUCAACGUGGCGUACAAAGUUGGGAUGACGGCAUCCAACGUGGUUGGAACCUACCGGAUGCUACAAAUGGUCUUGGUGAACUUCACUGAUCAUCUGGGAUUCAGCAUCUUUUUCUUCGUCACCGGCGCUCCCUUACUGAUCUUUCGACAGAAGGAGGUCCAUACAGCGGAAAAACCUGCCAGUGGCGUGCCGGAGAAAACCGCCUGAGAAUCUGGGUGUGAAGCCUUGAACAUUUCGACUGGAAUGGUUUCUCUGUUCAACAAGUGUGUUUAUGAACACUGUUUGGCCAGUCUUGUUUUCGGGAUCUGAAAAUGUGUGAUCCCCGUUACCGCGUGAAUCCAAGUGGUCAAAUCUGGCCACAGUGCUGACAUUGCUGACAUUGAACUGCACCAAUUGCUUUCGAUUGUUUUCCCAGAGUGGAAAAGACGUGG